This is a messenger RNA of Acanthosepion pharaonis, 600 nucleotides long. NCBI's taxonomy places the organism in Eukaryota, Metazoa, Mollusca, Cephalopoda, Sepiida, Sepiidae. The record is from the annotation of a GenBank genome assembly.
AUGAUGUCACAUAUUAAAGCAAACUUCUCAUGCCUGCUGCUAAAAACGGCCGAACUCUGGGCCGAUCGUUGUCGGAUCCCAUUCUUCUUCUCUGUGAACUUUUGCCUCUGUCCCCAAAACGCGCUAAUUGACCUUUUCCUGCAUGUGAAAGGUCUAUUCAUAUCUAUCUAUCAUAUCUAUCUAUAUAUCUGUCUCUGUUCAUAUCUAUCUAAUUCUAUUCAUAUAUAUCUAAGUCUAUUCAUAUCUAUCUAUCUAUCUAAUUCUAUUCAUAUCUAUCUGAGUCUAUUCAUAAGACUAUUCAUAUCUAUCUAUAUAUCUAAUCUAAUAUCUAUUAUCUAUCUAUCUAUCUCUCUAAUAUUCAUAUCUAUCUAUCUAAGUCCAUUUACUAUUAAUAUCUAUCUAUCUAUCUAUCUAUCUAUCUAUCUAUCUAUCUAUCUAUCUUUGCACCUUCUAGAAAAAUCUCGGUUGUUAUUCAAUUUUAUUAUUCCAUAUCGGCACCGCGUAGAACUGAUUAUUGACGUUCGUAUUUCUCCCCCAUCUCUCUCUCUCUCUUAUUCUCCUUUUGUUCUCCAGCUGAUAUCAACUGAUGAAUGUUUAUAG